Molecule: messenger RNA, 2747 nt
Organism: Chanos chanos (milkfish)
Lineage: Eukaryota; Metazoa; Chordata; Actinopteri; Gonorynchiformes; Chanidae
Gene: gnsb
Product: glucosamine (N-acetyl)-6-sulfatase (Sanfilippo disease IIID), b
Exons: 14
Coding region: 151-1710 (519 amino acids)
Biological process (GO): glycosaminoglycan metabolic process
Molecular function (GO): N-acetylglucosamine-6-sulfatase activity; glycosaminoglycan binding
Source: RefSeq, a predicted model, not a curated record
GGAAUGUCCAAUACGAGGUGUAUAGAUUUACCGCGCAGCUGUGUCAUGAGUUUUGUUUCACAGUAGUGCGUUUUCAAAAUCUUACGGGUACUUCUCUAUGAUCAAAACCUCAGUUAAAGCCAGGUUAACAACCAGCGUGGUUGAAAGCUCAUGGCAAGUCUGACAGCAAGUGCCACACAGAGGACCAGUCAUCGGGGGUGUAGUUCUGGCUUGAGAAACCUUGUGCUGUUCCUCACACUACUAACAUGUAUAAUCAGGAGUUCAGAAAGCAUCAAACCGAGCAAUAUUGUCCUCAUUGUCACCGACGACCAGGACGUGCAGCUGGGGGGAAUGAAACCAAUGAAGAAAACUCAAGCUCUAAUAGGUGAUGAGGGUGCCACAUUUACCAAUGCUUUUGCAGCGACCCCUCUGUGUUGUCCAAGUCGCAGCAGCAUCCUAACAGGCAAAUACCCCCACAAUCAUCAAGUCCACAACAACUCCCUGUCAGGCAACUGCAGCAGUCCGGCCUGGCAGAAGGCCCACGAACCUCUGGCCUUCCCCGUUUACCUCAGCAAACAGAACUAUCAGACCUUUUAUGGAGGGAAAUAUCUCAAUCAGUACGGAACAAAAGAGGCAGGGGGUGUGAGUCAUGUGCCUCCUGGCUGGGAUCAAUGGCACGCGCUGGUACAAAACUCUCGGUAUUAUAACUACACCCUUUCAGUGAAUGGAAAGGAGGAGAAGCAUGGAGAUAACUAUGAAAAGGACUACCUCACUGACCUUGUCUUGAACAGGUCACUGCACUUUUUGGACGACAGAAGCCCCCAGCACCCGUUUUUCAUGAUGCUGUGCCCCCCCGCCCCCCACUCUCCCUGGAUUGCAGCCCCUCAAUAUGAAAAAAACUACAGUGAUGUGCAGGCACCUCGUGACGGCAGCUUUAACAAACCAGCCAAGGAUAAACAUUGGUUGUUGCGGCAGCCUGCGAACCCGAUGACGGACAGCUCCAUAAAGUACCUAGAUAACGCUUUCCGGAAAAGGUGGCAGACUCUUCUUUCUGUCGAUGACUUGGUGGAGAGGUUGAUGAAGAAGCUGGACGAUAUCAAAGAACUAAACAACACGUACAUAAUCUACACAUCAGACCACGGUUACCACACAGGCCAGUUUUCCCUGCCCAUUGACAAGAGGCAGUUGUACGAGUUUGACAUCCGUGUUCCUCUCCUGGUUCGGGGGCCAGGCAUCAAACCGAAACAGACCCUGCAGGCUCCUGUGGUGAACAUCGAUUUGGCACUCACAAUUCUCGACAUUGCUGGUGUUAACCUCACCCAAGUGAACAUGGAUGGACAGUCUUUCCUGCCCCAAAUGGCUCCAUCUUUACGUAAUGGCACCACUCGUCCAUACUUUCUCCUGGAGUACACAGGAGAGGGACACCCAGUGCAAGAUCCAGCCUGUCCAAAGCUUGGUCCAGGGCUUGCUAAUUGUUUCCCAGAUUGUGUUUGCGAAGAUGCUUACAACAACACGUAUGCUUGCGUGCGCACUCUUAAAGACCACAAUCUACAGUACUGUGAGUUUGCGGAUAAUGAGUCUUUCGUGGAGGUGUACAACUUAACGGCUGACCCCCAUCAGUUGGAGAACAUCGUGAAGAAGGUGGAUCCAGCUCUCCUGCAGACCAUGAACCAACGGCUGAUAAAACUUCAGUCUUGCGAAGGAAGCAGUUGCCGAGAUACCAAAAAAUGAGAGCCGAAGGCGGGGGGGGGGGGGGGUGGGCAGGACCCAGGCCCUGUUCUGAAUUCUUUUGUUUUAUCGAUGUCUCAGUUUUAACAGGAGGGAUGUAUCGUGCACGUCACGUGUGUAGACAGAUCACUGUGAAGUUCAUUACUCUCAAGUUUUUCCUCAGCAGUUUUCGGAGCUGAAUCUGUCAGGUCAUGUACGCAUCCUAGAAUGUGAAUUCACCCCGGGAAGGAGUUUAAAUUGACAAAAAAAAAAAAAUCCUCCCUCUGUAUGUGUUUUAACAGUUUACCUUUGGAGUAAUUACCUGCUGGAAUCUUGUUCACAAGACCAAAUAGUUCCAAUAGUUUUUUUUUUUUGUUUUGUUUUCCACACAAUCCAGCAUUUACUUCCUGUAAACCAAAGCCCUGCUCUGCUCCUACAUGAUGGAGAGAAAGAAAGUAGUGUGUGUUGUUUUUUGUUUUUUUUCUUUGAGCACUUUUAUGAUGAAUGAAAGACAAAUUGUGAAUCCGGACGUACGUGUCGUGUUCUGAUGUGAAAUCGGAGAGGAUGUUUCUGUUUUGUUCCUCCGAUUUCCUCGAUAGUGUCUCCUUACCAAAAAAAUGACGUGUCAGAGUUACAUUCAUCUCACAAUUCGAGUCAUGUGUUUUUUUUUUUUGUUUUUUUUUUAAAUGUGAAAUAUAUCUGCAUUUACUGUACCUGUGAGGGGCCAUAGUACCUCUGACUGUUAGAACAAUAACAAACACAUUUGGGAGUGCACCCCUGUGCCUCACACAAUAUAACACCAAUCUUAUGUCACUUCCUUUGUUUGCACCCGUGAUCGUUUUAAAAUGAAUGUCGUCUUCUCCAGGACAACGACGGAUACUUAAGGGAAAUCUUUCACUUUCUGCCAAAUCCUUGAUUAUUUUUAUUAUUUUUUUUUUUUAAAUGAUGAUUUGAUUAUGUGCCUUCUCCUUUGCACUAAAGCAACAUUAAGACAUCUGUACACUAGAAAUGUUGCUGAAUUUUUGGAUAAUCAAUAAAUGUAUGAAGUAGCAUACCACUGA